UUUUUUUUUCGUAACUAUCAGUAUUUAAAUUUUAGAUUUGCUUCGUUUUAUUAAAUAAAAAAAUAAUAAUUGCUUUAACUUUUAAAACGUCUAACUAGAUCUUGAUGAUAUUGUACAUUUAAAUACGCCUAACUUCUUAUUUAAUACGCCUACAAGGCAUUUUAACACUGUAGCAGAGCAAAUUAUAAUUCGUGUCUCUAACAUCCAUGAUUCAUUCAGAGGUUAAUCCCAUUGGAUAGUGCAUGGGAGACCGAGUCAGGUGAUUUUCAAGGAAGCCGGAGAUUCAUUCAGUCAUUCUCCACAGAGAGGGGAGCCCGCCCAACCCGGAUGCACAGAUCGCUUGUGGAGCGGUCAGUAGUGGGGUUCAGCUCGCAGGAUUGGGGGGCAUUUCAGCACCAGACAGGACGGACAGCUCCCGCGGCGCUCACCUUUGUUUCCCCGCCGCUCCUGAGACCUGCGCUCGCUGCUUCUGGCGCAGAGCACCGCGACACGCUCGCACGAACGCAGAGGGGCUUGGUGGAACAGACUGUAUGCCGGAUUUGACGCUUCUAAGGAGGUCAUUUGCAUGCCGAAUCUCGCCGGGUGUAGCAGCUCUACGUCGGGACUGACAAACGAUGGCGGAGUGUGGAAGGAGGGGACUGUCGCUCCUCGAGGAAGCACGUUCUCGCUACGAGAGCCUGCAGAUUUCCGAUGAUGUAUUCGGAGAGUCGGGAGACGACAGCAGCGAAAACCCCUUUUACAGUACGACGGGAGACUCCAAUUCGGAUAACUACCCGGAGACGAAUCCGGACGAUGCCAGAGCAGGUGAAACGAGGAGUCAGAGCUGCGGUCCCCCCGGGUCCGUCUCCAACGGCCAGGCGCAGGAGGAGGGAUGGAGCGACUCGCUACAGGACCUCAGCGUGCCCCACUACCAGGACACGCAUGGUCCGACACAGAAAAUGUCGGCCACUGCCACGGCCAUGGACUUCUUCCAGCUGUUUGUCCCUGACAACGUCAUUCAGAACAUGGUGACCCAGACCAACAUGUACGCCAAGAAGUACCAGGAACGCUUUGGCAGCGAUGAAGGAUGGACCAAUGUGACGCUGGCUGAGAUGAAGGCCUUUCUGGGCUACGUUACGUCUACUGGCGUGAACCGCUGCGAGUCGGUGCUGAGCAUCUGGAGCAGUGGAUUCUUCAGUAACCGCAGCAUCGCGCUCAAGAUGAGCCAGGCGCGGUUCGAGAAGAUCCUCAAGUACUUCCACGUCGUAGCCUUCCGCUCCAGCCAAGGUGGCAGUCAGGGCCUCUAUAAGAUCCAACCCUUCCUGGACUCUCUCCAGCAGAGCUUCGCCUCGUCCUUCAGGCCCUCACAGACACAGGUCCUCCAUGAGCCCUUGAUUGAUGAGGACCCUGUGUUCAUUACCACGUGUACAGAGAGGGAGCUGCGCAAGAGGAAGAAGAGAAAGUUCAGCCUGUGGGUCCGACAGUGCAGCUCCACUGGUUUCAUCUGUCAGAUCUAUGUCCAUCUAAAGGAGGGUCCAGGUCCAGAUGGUUUGGACACGCUGAAAAACAAACCACAGCUUCACAGUCUGGUGGCCAAGCAGCUCUGUCAGAAUCUGGCUGGCCGCAAUGCAAUCAUCUUCACUGGCCCAAGCAUCACAAGUCUAAACUUGUUUCAGGAAUUUGAGAAACAGGGCAUCUACUGCUGCGGUUUGCUGAGCACCAGGAAGAGCGACUGUACAGGUCUUCCUCAGUCUAUGCUGAUCAAUACCGAGGCUCCACAGCAACGUGGCCAGUCUCACAUUAAGAUGAGAGGCAAUAUGUCCAUAAUCAACUGGUACAACAAAGGCAACUUCAGGUUCCUCACUAACGCCUUCUCUCCCACUAAAGAAGGGGUGAUCAUUAAAAGGAAGAGCGGAGAAAUCCCAUGUCCCCUUGCUGUGGAGGCCUUCGCUGCACACCUGAGUUACAUCUGCAAAUAUGAUGACAAGUACAGCAAGUACUUCAUUUUCCACAAGCCUAAUAAGACCUGGCAGCAGGUGUUUUGGCUGACCAUCAGCAUCGCCAUCAACAAUGCCUAUAUUCUUUACAAGAUGUCAGACGCCUACCACGUCAAACGCUACAGCCGGGCGCAGUUCGGCGAGAGGCUGGUCAAGGAGCUCCUGGACAUGGACGACUGCUCACCCACUCAGUGAAAGGAACCGCAUGCUGUCUCAAACCCACCCAUGACAACCCACUCAUACUAACAUACUCAAACACACUCGCAUUCUGCACUUCAGGGUCAUUUUGAACGAACAAACCUAUACGUAACACUAAAUGUGCCAAGUUUGGUUAAAAAAGGGAUGCUUUCCAUCUAAACUCACAUUUAAGACCCCAUUUGGCCAUUUGAUACUACAAGACUGAUGUACAUACGUCACCGUAACACUUGCUGCAUGAGAUACACGAAAACGUGCCCUUUGUAGAUGUGCAAUGAUUUUUAUCAAUAGAGUUCCAGUAAUAGUGUCGACGUAGUUUUGAACCCUGAGGUACAAUGUUUUGUGAAUUCUCUGUUUGUGAGCAGCAUAUCCAACAUUCAGCACUGAUAAAUAUACUGUAUAUACUCUUUGAUUGAAGUGUUUUAUCAGCAAAAUGAGAAUGUAAUGCAAUUCACACGUAAGAUCACAGAACAUCGUAGAUGUUCUCCCAAAUACCUGGGCUUUUUUCUAUUUUAUAUCACUUAAUAUUUAUGAUCUUUAUGACUCUUUUUUUAAAAAGGCAACAACAUUAGUGACGCAGAUGAUGUAUAAUGCCAUACAGACACCGAAACCGGUGAAAUGUGGCAAAACUACUAUGCUUUCCCAAUCUUUUUUGCACUCGAAAGUAGCGGUCAGGAUUCGCAAAUUUUAAAUAAUGAUCCCAAAUUCGAUUUCCCACCAAAUCUGUAUUCAACACAACAUAUUAACUCCUUUGUCUGCCUUUCGUAUCAUUUUGUCAUUUCAGUUAUUAUGAAUAUAGGAAAAGGGCCCGAUAUACAGUAGUAUACCAAAAAUAAUGUAAAUAUUAUUUCUAACAAUUCAUUUAUAUAUUUUUAUUAAUAAUAAUUUAAAUUGAUUAUCUAGGGGCAUUCAUGUACUUGCAAAUGAAUCUGAAAAAAUGAAUGAAAUGAUAUAAGACUUUAACUAGAAUGUCUUACUACCUGUAACUGGGUGGAUUUAUGUGGUCUUUCACUGUUCUAGAAUCUAUCAAAAGAUCAAUUCUUCAUGUUGCUUUAUUGUAACUGUAGUAAUGACAGUAAAAUCGCAGCCCAUGGCAUAAUUUGUCCCUUCAUAGAACGAAGCAGAUUCAUUUUAAAAGAUUUCCCUCAGGUAAUAUAUUUAGUCAGACAUCUCCCACUCUAUCACUGUGUUAUAUUCAUACUGGAUAACAACCACUGUAAGGGACAGAUAUACUAUUGUGAGUGAGUUUGUCAAAGAUUUACCUGACAUGCUUAUUAUUUCCUUUUAAUUUUUUAUUUACUGUGCCAUCACCUGCUGUUUUUCUUUGUAAUGAGUGAAACGCUGCAUGCUAACAAAACAAUUAAGAUAUUUACCACUGAACAUCACCUAAAACAUUAUUUUACAGCUUCAUAUUCAGUUUUUCCCGUAAAACCGGGCGCGUCCAUCUGUAAAAUGCAUGUGUCUGGCUUCCGGUCUCAUCCGCAUCCAGCUUAGCUUUACAAAACAGUAGCUCGUUUUGCUACCUGAUAUUGUAAAUUGCUGUGUCUUACCAUAUUAUUUAAUGUAUUAUCUUAUUUAUGAACACACUGGUUUGCAAACAGUUUUACCGUUUACUGCACGUCGUUAUUCUUCGCGUUAGUUAUCUGCGUGUUGAAGAAUAAGGUGGAUACAAAUCUGUAUAAAAGCCUACUUUGUAAUGUCAGCUGCAGAAAUUCACAACAAUAUGUAUUUGUGUGUGUGUGUGUAUAUGUAUGUAUAUAUAUAUAUAUAUAUAUAUAUAUAUAUAUAUUACGCCAUAUAUCACAACAUAUUUUAUACCUGCAUCUCUUUUAAAACAAGAAAUAUUAUAUUAUAAGCAAUGUUAUAUAGGCGUGCUCAUAAACAUGAUUGUUUUUUUCCAAUUUUGUCAUGAAUGUGCAAACGUUUGAUUUCACUUCAUCGUAAUAUUUUUGUACUACUAAUCUUAUCUACAUAGUCAAUAUACUAACAAGUACACUUCAGGCGAUAACUGCCACAUGUGCUUAUCUAAUAUAAAAUGCACCAGAUGAUUUUGAGAUUGUAUAUCUGUUUUCCAGAGCAUCUUUUGGGUUUGAUCUGCACUUAACAUGGGAAUUAAUUAUUUAAAGCAGACAGACAGUUUAAGUGUAAUGGCAUUAGAGAGGUGUUUGACCUUAUUUAGGGUGACCUCAGGGUUUUGUAACUACAAUGUCUACUGUAGUGCAAUAUAAUGUAGGAGAUUGGAUCGGGUGCUAUGAACAUCUCUGCCAAGAAUAUAAUCCGUAAGCCAGAAAAUAGUCGGCGUGACCGAGACUUUUAAUUAAAGCUCUAGCUGGUGCAGUACAUUAGAAUAAAACCCUUCCAAUAAGUGAAGUUUUUGCUUUUGCACUGGCCGCUAACAUUGUACAAUAUACUUUAGGGCCAGCUUCGUGUGGCAUGAUAGCAGGUAAAAAUAAACAGUCCUUUUAAUAACAGAACAGCUAGGACAACUAUGUAGUCUCAUUUACUGGACCAAAUUCUUCAAUAUCUGGUCAAUUUAACAAGAACCCAGUGUUGUAUCUAUUUUCAUGUAUGAAUGUUGUGAAUGUGCCGUGUCUUGCUGUAUAAUGCUUGGUGUUCCUUCACUUGUCUUCUCACUGUGAAUGUUGAAAUGAUUCAGCUGUAUGUGAGAGUAUCUGUGUUAUCUGUAAUGUUCACCCUCACUGUAUGUCCAGUUAUCAAACUGACCUUUGCUUCACCUCCCUGCCUCUAUAUGAGUUUACACCAAUUUGCACACUAAUAAAUGUUGUUUAUACAUAC
Labeo rohita (rohu) is the source of this 4967-nucleotide messenger RNA. It is a transcript of the gene pgbd5, whose product is annotated as piggyBac transposable element derived 5. The transcript is spliced from 7 exons. The record is from RefSeq and is a predicted model, not a curated record. Gene Ontology annotation, biological process: non-replicative DNA transposition. NCBI's taxonomy places the organism in Eukaryota, Metazoa, Chordata, Actinopteri, Cypriniformes, Cyprinidae. Gene Ontology annotation, cellular component: nucleus. Bases 615 to 2171 code for a protein of 518 amino acids. Gene Ontology annotation, molecular function: transposase activity.